UCCGCAGGAGGCGCCAUGGCCGAGACCGCUCCCGUUGCUGCGCCCGAUGUGGCCGCCGCUCCGACCCCAACCAAGGCGUCGCCCGCCAAGAAGCCGAAGAAGGCGGCGGGCGGCGCCAAAGCCCGCAAGCCCGCGGGCCCCAGCGUCACCGAGCUGAUCACCAAGGCCGUGUCCGCUUCCAAGGAGCGCAAGGGGCUCUCCCUCGCCGCGCUCAAGAAGGCGCUGGCCGCCGGCGGAUACGACGUGGAAAAAAGUAACAGCCGCAUCAAGCUGGGGCUCAAAAGCCUGGUCAGCAAAGGCACCCUGGUGCAGACCAAGGGCACCGGAGCCUCGGGCUCGUUCCGCCUCAGCAAGAAGCCGGGUGAGGUGAAGGAGAAGGCUCCCAGGAAGAAGACAGCGGCAGCCAAGCCCAAGAAGACAGCAGCUAAGAAACCUGCAGUUGCUGCCAAGAAGCCCAAGAAAGCAGUGGCAGUGAAGAAGAGCCCCAAGAAAGUCAAGAAGCCGGCGGCUGCUGCCACCAAGAAGGCAGUGAAGAGCCCCAAGAAGGCGACCAAGGCUGUCAAGCCCAAGAAGGCAGUAGCUGCCAAGAGCCCGGCCAAGGCAAAGGCGGUGAAGCCCAAAGCUGCCAAGCCCAAGGCGGCCAAACCCAAGGUAGCCAAGGCAAAGAAGGCGGCACCCAAGAAGAAGUAAAUAACCUAAAAAAAUAUCCCCCCCUUCUGCUUUGCAGAUAAACCCAACGGCUCUUUUAAGAGCCACCCAAAGUUUCCCAAAAAGAGCUGAAACGCUGUUUCUUACGGGUUUUUCUGUGCGUGCAGAUGGAGGUUCGCUUUUUCAGCACCGCUCUCAGACCGACCGCCCUCCCUCUGCUCUCCCCAGGUGCCGCCCCCGCGGCAGCUCAUUGCACCUCGUCCGAGCCGGUGCGCUGUGAGGAGCCUCACGGCGGCCGUACGGAAAAAGCGAGCCUGGAGGGUUCGUGAGAGAGUCCGCGCAGCUCUCGUCGGUCCGGGGCUGCGCCGCGGUGGGCGCGCUCUUUGCUCUCCCCAUCGCUGCUGAUUUUGAAAAGCCCGCGCUGAGCGAACAUUGGCUGCGGUUGGGCUGAUGGGCUGCGCGGGGUUUCCGAGUUGCACAGCCGCUCCGUCUCUCUUCUGUCGGGCGGAAAUUCAAGUUUUUCGCUCGGCGGAAGGGAUGUAUGAACUUAAUGAAUACGUAUUUGCCUCCUCUGUGUGGGUUUAUUUCACUCACUGUGCAGUUCUGACCCCGAGAAUCUCGUCUCUCGUAGGGUGAGGCUCCGAGCACGGGAGUUGCUCCUGAAGCUCUCCGCACUGUUUAGGUGCCUUAAGCUUUUCCUUUAGAGCUUUUCCCUUUUUCCCUUCGGUUCUUGUCUGGCCGCCAGCGGCGGAUCCGAGCUCAGUAGGAACUAGUGGGGCUCGGAGCACCCCUGUCUGCUUCCAGCUUCACCCCUACGCGGACGACUCGACCGCAUCCUCCGCCUUUAGAGAGUUCACCCUGCACUCAGGUUUGCGUGGGGGAUUGAGCGAAGGGAAAUAAAGGAACUGGAUGUCUGCUUUGCUUCUAUACGUAGCGCCGGAACCGCUGUUUCCUCAGCGGUAAGGCCGGCUCACAGUUCACUAACAGCUCCAAGUCCUGAGUUGAGAUCCAGAGGUUGGGGUGGAGCUGUGCCUGACAGUCUCACACCUACCAAGGUAGAACCUCCAUCUGCCCCAGCCUCAUUUGUGUCCUCCAAGUGUUUACUAGCAGUAGCUGAGGAUCAGGGUGCAGCAGUCCAGGCAUGGAUCCCUGGGUUUGACUUGCGGAAUAAAAUUCUAUAAUCCGGAGAUGGGUUAUAAAGCAGAAUUGUACAAGUCAUGAUAUACCUAAGGAUGUGCCUGAAGAGAUCAGGAAGGAAUGGAACCACUGCCCCUUCCCCGGAGUUCUUUGUUUAACAAAGAGUCCCUCGGAGAGAACGGAAGAAGCCUUGAAAGGAAUCAACAUACCAAUAUGAUAAGAGUACCAAGACAUCUUGGAAACAAACAGCAGAAUAGCAACUGAUUGGCACAAGAUAGCACAUGAAUUAACACCGAAUGUAAUUAACAAAUGCAAACCUCGGGUAAAAUUGUAACCUGGAAUACCCAACUAAAGGGGAAACAGGGGAGGGGAAACGCAUGAGAGACAUGGUAUAAAAAAUCAUGUCCCUAGGCAUGCUUCUGCAGUGCCCCUCAUUGCAAUUGCAAAUAAAAACUGCUUUUAUCA
Coturnix japonica (Japanese quail) is the source of this 2250-nucleotide messenger RNA. Lineage: Eukaryota; Metazoa; Chordata; Aves; Galliformes; Phasianidae. The record is from RefSeq and is a predicted model, not a curated record.